This is a messenger RNA of Medicago truncatula (barrel medic), 462 nucleotides long. Its product is annotated as protein LIFEGUARD 4. The coding region runs from base 1 to 462 and encodes 153 amino acids. Gene Ontology annotation, cellular component: membrane. NCBI's taxonomy places the organism in Eukaryota, Viridiplantae, Streptophyta, Magnoliopsida, Fabales, Fabaceae. The transcript has 3 exons. The record is from RefSeq and is a predicted model, not a curated record.
AUGAAUAAUGAUUUACUAUAUUAUAUCAUAUCAUGUGGGAAAGCCAUUCUAGUAUCUGUUAUAUCAACUACUGCAGUUGCGUUCAGCUUGACUCUUUACACAUUUUGGGCCGCAAAGAGAGGUCAUGAUUUCAGCAUUUUGGGCCGAUUCUUGUUCGAGGCUUUGUUGGUUCUUAUUCUCUUUGCUCUGAUUCUGGUUCAGUUUCCAUUGGAUAAGUUGUCACAUGUGAUCUAUGGGUGUCUUGUAGCUAUUAUAUUUUAUGGCCACAUUUUCGUUGACACAGACAACCUUAACAAGAAGUUCUCAAAUGAUGAGUACAUUUUGGCUUCAGUUUUCUUGUAUCAAAACAUCAUCCCCUUCUACUUUUGUAUACUUCUUAUUUUUACCCACAUUUUCUCUUCCACCAAAGAAAAAUUGGUGAAUGGAAUGGGUUUGUCCGAAAAACUGCACAAGAAACUUUGA